Molecule: messenger RNA, 1004 nt
Organism: Gastrolobium bilobum
Lineage: Eukaryota; Viridiplantae; Streptophyta; Magnoliopsida; Fabales; Fabaceae
Exons: 3
Coding region: 176-460 (94 amino acids)
Source: RefSeq, a predicted model, not a curated record
UCUACUUUCCUCUAAAUAACAUUUUGCUAAGGUCUUUGUGCUUUAAUUCUCUUCUUUUUCUCUUUUCUCUGCUUCGGCGUUGCUUAACAAUUUCUACAACCUUUGGGUUUUGGGUUUCUGAAUCAAAUUGAACUCAAAUUUUCUCGUCCAACAAGCUGUUGGAGUCUCGGAGAGCAUGGAAUCUCAGAAAAGCCAACCUGAAAAGCAGUCAUUGUCAACUGCAACUGCCCCAUCCGUUACUUCAUGUCGAAAGAAGAAGAGUGAAGAAGCCACUUUCUUGGAGGAUAUGAAGGAUCACAUUGACGAGUUUAUUAAUGCUUCCAUGGAUGAACACAAAACUUGUUUUAAGAAAACAGUUCAAAAGAUGUUUGGUAUGUCAAAGGCGGUUGCAGAAAGGAACUCCAAUGCUGCGAAAGAAGUUGAAAGUUCUCUGCCUCUUCAGACAACUGUACAAGACUAGAUUUCUUGCUUUUGAACCUCUAGGUGAAGAACACAGACAUACUGAGCUUUUGUUUUUUCUUGUGGGUGAAACUUCUGUUCCAUGAACAGGAAGAAAGAAUCAUGCUUCAAAUAAUGUGUGGGCUGGUUCAUGAGGCUUGUCGAACUGUAACUGCGUUUGAGCCAUAAGGCCCAUAACAUUUUGGAUUAAACCAACUGAAUCAAAAGAGAAAGGGUAAACAUAAAGAAAAAUAGAGUCUACAAAAUUCGAAGUAAAUCAAGAUUUUGUAAUAGCAAUUUUUAAGGACCAGUAUUAUUAUUAAGAAUACCAAGGUACGUGUAUGAUCAUGAUGCGUGUGUUGUUCAACCAACCGACCUAACAAUUUCUCGAUGAGUAUGAUUUGCUUGCUUUUGCAUUAUGUUGGCCACACCAUUCUGUCCUUGCUUAGUACUUUUGUAGUCAUUAGCUGUUUAGAAGAGACAAUAGCACAACCACAUGAGUGAAAUACAUGAUAAACUGUAUAGAGCACUGUAGCAGAGCUAUUAGAAGAGACAUUGGGGGCAGG